UACAAAGGAAAGUGGUGCUGAAGAACUAUUUAUAGUCGCAGAUAAAUUUUCACAAGAAGCAAUCAAAGAACCUAAUUUGCCAGUUUCAUAUUUGUAUUUGUCUAAACAAGGAUCAGAUUUUUGA
Molecule: messenger RNA, 124 nt
Organism: Ambispora leptoticha
Lineage: Eukaryota; Fungi; Glomeromycota; Glomeromycetes; Archaeosporales; Ambisporaceae
Source: the annotation of a GenBank genome assembly